This is a messenger RNA of Aureobasidium melanogenum CBS 110374, 4137 nucleotides long. Its product is annotated as putative Taz1-interacting factor 1. Bases 1 to 4137 code for a protein of 1378 amino acids. Gene Ontology annotation, cellular component: extrinsic component of membrane; phagophore assembly site membrane; Atg1/ULK1 kinase complex. The transcript has a single exon. Gene Ontology annotation, biological process: autophagosome assembly; piecemeal microautophagy of the nucleus; autophagy of peroxisome. Lineage: Eukaryota; Fungi; Ascomycota; Dothideomycetes; Dothideales; Saccotheciaceae. The record is from RefSeq and is a predicted model, not a curated record. Gene Ontology annotation, molecular function: molecular adaptor activity; protein kinase binding.
AUGUCAUUAAUUAUCUAUGUCGCGCACUCGGGCAUAAAGAUCGUCGCCGAGCCGACCAAGGUCAACAGCCUCGAGAGUCUGCGCGCAUGGGUCCAGCGCACCGCCCAGAUCCCCGUGAACAAGCAAGUCUUCCUGACUUCCAAGGGCAAGGCCGUCAGACCUCAGACGCUACUCACCGAGCCCGAAAUCUACGUCUUUGACUCCAACUCCUUCUCUCCUACCAAUACCAGCCUCUCGCUCAUCCCCGAGCCGUCUCCUCUGAAUCCUGACACUCCGCCUGACUCGAUCGCCAACCAUGACCAGCUCUCGUCAUGGAACGACUUGUUUCGCCGUCGCCUCGACUGGGCCAGAGCUCUGCGCGUCCAGUACGCCGACCUGGUCGACAACACACAACGAUAUCAUCAAGAGCAAACCAUCAUCGAACAAAGCGUCAACGUCGCUGUCAUGAGCUUGCAUCUGCACAUCCGUUCCACCGAGCAGAAAUAUCAACAUGAGGAAGAGUGGGUUGACAAACUGCUGGAGCAGCAGGAGGCACACGUCGAUAGCUGGGAAAGAGACCUUGACAUCCUCCAGCACAUUCCAGCAAACCCCGAUUUCGCUCGCUACAUCCAGUCUCAGACAGUCAUACCCUUGCAACAAUCAGGUCAUGAGUCUGAGGUUACUCUGCAGCAAUUUGUUCAGGUCGAUCAUGUCAAGCAGGCUGCAUCAUCUGCUCAGGCCAUCAUGACCAACUUUGCUCAAAGGGUUCACAACAUCCAGCAAUCCCUAGAAGCAACUGCAAAAGACAGCGAUGCUUUACUUGAAGCUGUCCAGACAAUACAUCAAAGUCGAGUCGAUAAUACAGAUGAGCCAGCAAAACUACUUGAAGAGGUUGAUAUUAUCGUAAACAAAAUGUCCAACGACCUGGAACACGUAGGAUCCUUGUCAAAUAAUGCUCAAAACGCUGCCAGAGCUUCUAAGAUGGCCCUCUUACACACUCGAAACUACCUGCCCAGCUUAGAUGGUUUGUGCCUCGAGCUCAACUCACUGGUCCGUCAAACGAUCCAACAACGUAACAAUGCCGCUCAAAACUUCUUGCAUCACAUGCAGACUCUGUCCAACAUCGAGUCUCGUCUGGCUCAGGUGCACUCGAGUCUCAAAAACCUGAACAUGUCUCAGAGUGAUGAGCAAGUCUUUGACACUCUCAAUGUUCUGUCUAAGCUCCCAUUCGUCUAUGGUUCUCUCAUGAUCGAAGCCGUGCGUCGUCGUGAAUGGGCCGACAAGAUGAAGUCUGACUCCGCUACACUCGCCGAAGAAAUGGCUACCUAUCAGGAAGAGGAAGAGCGCCGUCGGACCAAAUGGCUCAAGUCCGUCGAUGAUGUAGUCAAGACUGAAGCCUUUGAAGGGAAGCCUUUGAGUGUCGAAGUAAACCUUCAGGCAGAUGAUCUCGAAUGGCCAGUCGUACAGAGACAGUCUCUGCAGAACUACAUUCAGACCCUGACUGAAUUAGAGUUUCCUAAUCCCGUCGUACAGACUUUGUCAACUGCCCUCAAAGAUCUAGACCGACCUACCAAGAAGCAAAUCAAGCAUGCCAAGACGUUUAAGAACGGCAGUAUGCACGAAGCUGCUUUCGGAACUACUUCCCUAAUGCUUCGUGGUGAGGACGAGUAUAAAGUCCUUAGAGAAGCGAACAUCAAGCUCGAAGAAGAACUCAAAGGACAGAAAAGUCGAGUUCGAAGGCUGGAAGACAUCCUCCACCGCCAUGCUCACAUGAACCGACCAACGACGGGUGAUAGUUUUAGACCCUCAAUCGAACUGGUUUCCGAGAUGGCCAGCCCAAGUCCGUCGUCACCUAGGCCUUCAGAGGAAUUGAUCAGGCAGACGGUUGGCUCUAGACGUCCUUCCUCGAGCCUAGCCGCAGAAGAAGGUAAACUGGCCAGACGAGUCGUAGCACUGGAAGCCGAGCUACAUGCUGCCAAGGAACAUGCUUCCAAUCUGGAGAAGGAUGCGGAGAGCAGGAAGCAGAAGGAUGCUGAUGGUCAGCGUGAGAUUGACGAAGCCGUUUCCACGAAAAAGGAUAUCAUGCAGAAUAUGGAAGCACAGCAGAGAGAGUUUGCAGAUGAGCGCAGAGUCUUGGAGCAAGACUUGGAUCAGGCACGACACAGAAUUGAGGAGCUUGAAGACGAGAUCGACAGGCUUCUGGGCAGUCGUGAUCAAGAAGUCUCUGGUAUUGAUGCUAGAGCCAAAACUCUCGAGGCUGAAAUUGAGAAGAUGAAACAGUCUGCAGAAGAGGCACACUCGAGACACCAGUCUGUUCUCGAAGAGACCCAAUCUUCCCUCAGAAAACAGCAAGAGGAGAAUCAAUGCUUGAAGGAGCAACUUCAGGUUCUCAGAAAGAGCCAAGAAGAACAGCAACAGCAUGAAUCGGAUAACCUCCGAGUUCUUAAGGAGACUCACAAACAUCUGUCACCGACCACUUCACCACCAGAGAAGUUCAUGGAUCUGGUCCCUGCUUUGGAAGGUCUGGCACAGAAGUCUGCAGAUCAUGUCAGAGAGCUGAAUGAUGCUAUCGCACUCGCGAGAUCCGAAUCGGAAUCUCUUCGAUCACAAAGCAGCACUCAGAAGACUGAGCUCAAGUCAGCUAAGGCGAAACAGGCUGUUACGGAGGCUGAGCUCAUUCGCUUGCAAGACGAGAUGGAGGCAGAGAAAGCGCACGCCGAGUCGCUGGCAACAUGUCUUGAAGACGAACGCGAGCAGUUGCGCAAGCUUCGCUCGAAGUUCGCCGAUGGAGAAACAGGUGCAGAUGUGCUUCGCCAGCGUGUUUCGGAGGAGGAAGGUAGAGUAAUCCAACUUACGGAACAGCUAUCCGAUGCGCAGACUCAUGCUGCUAGUCUGGACGUGGAGAUCAUGCGUGUACAGAAGCAGCUGAAUGAGUCUAGAUCUACAGCCGCUUCUGUUGAAGAACAACUCAGACAGCGUGGUCUACGUGCAAAGGAGGUUGUUCAGCGAUUGUAUGCUCAGAAUGCACGUCUGUUGCGUCUGCUUGAAGCUUUAGGCUUUGUUGUUUCUCACAAGGAUGGCAACAUGAUCAUUGAGCGCGCGUCCAAGGUUACCGCUAGUACUACCUUCGACCCGACGUCGAGUCUGACACGUGCGAUCUCGAUGACUUCACCACCUCCCACACGCAAAGCAUCUGCAGUUGCUGACGAUCCAUCGUCUCUUACAUUCCUACACUGGCCCGAAGCUAGCGAUCCCUCAGAGGAAGAGUCUCAAUAUGUUGAAUUCCUGAACCAUGUCUCUUUGUUCAGCACCGAUAUUUUCAGCGAGGCGAUUAGCAAGCGCCUCCGCGAUUUCGAAUACACAGCUCGCAAAUGGCAAAAGGAAGCCCGCGGGUACAAGGAGAGAAACACACGUUUGCAAGCUGAGUCGUCGGCCAAGAUUGCGGUUAGAGAUUUCAAGGAAGGUGACCUUGCCUUGUUCUUGCCAACUAAAGGUCAGCGAACCGGCGCAUGGGCUGCCUUCAACAUCAAUGCACCACACCAUUUCCUCCGGGAACGUGAAGGCAUGGUUCUGAACCGUCGGGAGUGGCUCGUCGCUCGCAUCUCAAAGAUCGAGGAGCGCGUCGUCGACUUGUCGAAACCAGCCGCAUCGUUCGACGGACGUAGCAUUGGUUCAACAAGCGUAGACGCUGCUUCUCUAGAUGAGAUGAACGACAAUCCGUUCGACCUAUCUGAUGGGCUGACAUGGUAUUUGGUGCAUGCAUCCGAAGACAAGCCUGGCGCCCCAACCACACCUGGCUUGGGCAAGAGCACCGUAGCUAGCUCAUCGGUUGAUGCCAGAGGCAGCAUCCGCAUGAAGAAGCAGAGUGAUCUAAGCGAAGCAACAAAGACACUUAACAAGAGUCUAGACAGCCGUCGCAGCAGCUCAAACUCUAAGAAGGGAUUGACAGCAAGCUUCUUGGGUGAAACCGUAAGAAGAGGAGAGAGUGGAAACAGCGUUGUGGAUGACUCGUUGAGAAGGAAAGCAAGCGAGAGGGCUUUGGGAAUUGACUCUUCGGCCGCCACGGCAGCUACCUCGCCACAGCUGGAUAUGUCAUCGUCGCAGCAGCAGCAAGAGCAGCAAAAUCAGGUGCGCAAAGAUCUUCUCUGGGGUCCUUGA